Messenger RNA from Australozyma saopauloensis, 1026 nucleotides. RefSeq lists its product as uncharacterized. Gene Ontology annotation, cellular component: THO complex part of transcription export complex. Gene Ontology annotation, molecular function: protein binding. Lineage: Eukaryota; Fungi; Ascomycota; Pichiomycetes; Serinales; Metschnikowiaceae. The record is from RefSeq and is a predicted model, not a curated record. Gene Ontology annotation, biological process: mRNA export from nucleus. The transcript has a single exon. Bases 1 to 1026 code for a protein of 341 amino acids.
AUGUCUUAUCUCUCUUCUUUACGGCUCACACCCGUCAAAGAGACAGAUCGUAGUGGAAAACAGAUAAAAGCAGAGGUGUCGGCACUCUGCCUAAGCAAUUCUGGCUCGAAACUCGUCACGGCGCGUCUGGACAAAUCAAUUAAAGUUUGGCGUGUCACUGGGGGUUCUAUCUCUGACGCCGUCACUAUUGAAAAUGGCCAUGGCAGAGGUGCCACAAGCAUUUGCUGGAAUCCAAGCACCGAGCUGAGCUUUGCGACGGCUGGUCUUGAGCCUCUGGUGAAAAUAUGGACCCCCUUGGGUCGUUUGGAAAGGGAGGUUGCCGCUACAGGCCGGUGUAAGUUGGUCCAAUAUUCUUCCGAUGGUAGGUAUUUAGCUGUCGGAAAUGACAACCGCAAGGUCUUUAUAUAUUCUGUGCUAGCUGGUUAUGGCAAGGUGGCUGAAUACGACGCUGAAAGCGAUGUGAACGAUAUCAAGUGGUGUAAUCAGGGCAGCGAGAUACUUGUUUUGGCACUCCAGAGUGGAGCCGUCCAAUUGCUCAAUUGGAACGGAGAGCACAUAUCGGAGCUCCGCAAGCUUACUUGUAGGUUUCCCGCUACCUGUGUAAUGUUCGAUGUCCAAGGAAGGUAUGUUGCUGCUGGCUCUCAAGAUGGCCUGGUCUACUUCUGGAGAACAGAUGACCUCAUCUGUGUGAAAGUUUUACAAUCUACUGGUCUGGACAUUUGCAGUUUAACCACAGAUAAGGAAGGUGUGUAUAUCUGUGUGAGUUUCGUUGGGGAUUGCUCCUCCAAGGUGUAUGACUACGAGUCGUUGGAGCAGGUUCACGACCUCCAGGACCUGCGAGGAUUGCGUCUGAGAAAUGCUGUGGCCUGGUUUCCUAGUAAGUUUAUGUUCAUAUCAACGCAAGAUCGGGGUCGCACGAUCUCCUUCACCAAAAAGGACCGAGUCGAAGACCGCAGGCAAGACGACAAUGGGCCAGAUGAUCGCAGGAGAGACGACCGAAGAAGAGAUGACCGGCGCGCACGGUAA